Molecule: messenger RNA, 2130 nt
Organism: Blepharisma stoltei
Lineage: Eukaryota; Ciliophora; Heterotrichea; Heterotrichida; Blepharismidae
Source: the annotation of a GenBank genome assembly
AUGUUAGCGUGAUAUAUUGUGGGAAUCCUGACUUUUAUCGGAGGAUUUAUUAUUACUUUGUUUGCCUUAUUGAAAACUUUGAAAAUUUCAAAAAUUUUGCAAGACAUAUUUUUUUACAAGUCAUUUGAUCUUACUCAAAACGAAGAAGUGCUGCAGCCUCUAUACAUUUCAUACUCUCAAGUAUGCAGCAGAUACAUCCCGAUUAUAGGAAUAUUCAAGUAUAAACGUGUGCAAUUUGAAAUUCCACCUUCAUGCCAUCUGCUUUUAUUUGCUUUUUAUUUGAAAUUAAUAUUCUGUACAAAUUUGAUUUUUGCGAGCUUUUACAGUGAACUUGUGAUAUAUGCGGCAGUGUUUAUAGGGAUAAUAAUUUCAGAAAUAUUUAUUGUUCUGACUGAAGUUAUUAAUAGAGUCUUUUUAUCAAGCUUUAAUGUGCCAAUUUCGAAAGCUUCUGAUUAUGCUCUUGGAAACUCUGGGUAUAGCUAUCAAAAACAAGUAAAUAAUACGAUGGGGAAUGAAGGUUCUGAUAAAGAAACAUUUAAACAUAAUAGAUACUUAGAAGGAAGUCUUUUAAGUUCAAUUAUGAUUAUUAUGUUUUUAACUCUGUGGGGAACUCGUUUUAUUAGUAUAGAAUCAGAAGACGAAAUAAAAGCAUCAGUAAUACAGUCUUUAAUUGGCAUUGGGAUAGAUUUUCCCUUGAGAUUUCUGACCUGCUAUAUUUUAAAAGCCUUUAGAAUGGUUCCAAUAUAUGAAAAGAAAUAUGCAGUUUUCAACGUAAAAAUUCAGCCAGAAGACUUAAAAAAAUAUCAAAAAACUCCUCUAAGAGCUUGCUAUGAAGAUAUUACAUUAAAUGGGGUAGAAGUGUCCUUAUUUGCUGAAGAAAAAAAAGAUAUUGCUUUUAUUCCAAACAAAGAUAUAGAUGAAAAUAGCAAAACUUUAUUUACCAAUGAAGAAGAAAAUUCUUUCGUUAAAACCAUUCUUCCACCAAUAAAGAGACAUCCAAAGCGUAUUGAAUUUUUAAAAGGCUAUGAUGCCUUUUUAGAAAACAUGAACAAAGUUUAUUGUGAAGAAAGCGAAGAGAAUAUUGAGAGCUUUGAUGAAAUGUCGUUGAGAAAACAUAAAAGGACUGACAGUGAUGAAGAUACUAUUGCGUCUCACAAUGAGCUUUCUGAUAAUGAAUUUAUAUUAUGCCCUGAAGAGUUUUUUUCUACUCCAAGGCCUGCGAAAAUAAUUGAAUUCGCAUCUCCAUCACCUCAAAGAAAUAGAAGCCCUGAUAGAAAAAAUUAUUCGCCUGAUAAAAGUACUCUUGUGCUGACACUAUUUAAAUGUGAAGCAGAAAAUACUUUAGCUUUUGAUAUAGCUGAAUCAGAAAAUUACCCAAAAAAUGAGUAUAAUCCUGACAUGACAUUUUCUAAUGGAAUUUGUAACGAAAAUACUGACGAAAGUAUACCAAAAAAUUUAAAAAUCCAAAGCGAAGAUUAUAUUGUAGUCAAAGCACACGAGAAAUUAGUUAUAACAAAAGAUCCAAAUGAUUUAAGCAGAGUCAGCAGCUUAGUUAUGCUGACAACCCCUCCAAAAAUGCCUAAAAGACAUAAGCGUUCUCUUAAAACCAAACAAAAAAACCAAGCCGAAGACUAUUCAAUUUUAUACCCCCAAAUCUCUAAAUCUCCUCAAGACUGAGGAAAAAGAAACCCGAAAAAUCUGAUAAAUACCCCAGAAAAGCAAAAAUCUCUUUCAUGCGACCCUAAUUUUCGAGCUCCAACCCCUGAAGAAAUGAUAUCAAUAGCUUGCAAAAAUAAAAAAAUUUAUGUAGACGAUAAAAUUUUCCAACGAAAAUCAGAGCAAGAUAUUCUUAUGCACGUUGACGAAAUUUUACAUGAAAAUGAGAAAUCUCCUGCUGUCGAAAAACUAAAAAUGAUGCUUGAGUCAAGAAAAUCGUUUCAGAAUAAAACUAGGGAUGCGUCGCUACAUGAGCUUGGAUGCUAUGAAGAAGAUUAUAGCUCUCCUUAUGCAAAAGCUGGCUAUAAAUCACCACUCCCGAAGUAUCAAAAACCACCGAAAAAUGCGAAAAAUCAAGUUUUGUCACCAUCGAAGUCUGAUAAUAGACUCAAAUCUGUUGUAUAUGAAUUUUAA